Messenger RNA from Lactuca sativa (garden lettuce), 3759 nucleotides. Its product is annotated as Leucine-rich receptor-like protein kinase family protein. The record is from RefSeq and is a predicted model, not a curated record. Gene Ontology annotation, biological process: protein phosphorylation. Gene Ontology annotation, molecular function: protein kinase activity; protein binding; ATP binding. NCBI's taxonomy places the organism in Eukaryota, Viridiplantae, Streptophyta, Magnoliopsida, Asterales, Asteraceae.
AAAUCUGUGUGUUUUUGGGGUUUUGUAAGCAAAGUCAGUAACUGAGAGAGAAAAAGAGAGGGCAAUGCGCACAGCGGCGCAAAAUACGCGAAACCUACUCUACUGGUCGCCUUUCUCUCCCACUAUACACCCGCUACUCAGGCUAACAUACGCUCCCAUGCUUCCUUCCGUUACAUAUUCUUGAAUAGCCUUCUUCCUCUUCCACAAUGCGUCAACGUCCUCCGCCGUUAAUGGCGGCCGUUGCUUUUCUCUUCUUUCUCGUUUUCCAAUCCCCCACUUUGCUAAUACAUGCUGAUAGUUCUCCAGAAACCCUAGCAGAAAUCGACGCACUUGUUGAUUUCAAGCUUAAUCUCCAUGAUCCGCUUGGUGCAUUCACCAGCUGGGACCGGUCCACUGCUUCGGCUCCAUGUGACUGGCGCGGCGUCGGUUGCUCCGAUGGCCGUGUCACCGACCUUCGUCUCCCUCGUCUUCAGCUACGCGGUGUGCUCUCGAGCAAGCUUGGUAAUUUGAGGAUGCUGCGGAGGUUGAGCCUCCGGUCGAAUAACUUCAACGGGAGUAUUCCUUCGUCUCUGUCGAAAUGUGAUCUGUUGGAGUAUGUUUUUCUUCAGUAUAACUCGUUCUCUGGCGACAUUCCGCCGGAGAUCUCGAACUUAAACGAGCUUCUGAUAUUUAACGUCGCCGGAAACAAUAUUUCUGGUGAAGUUCCGGAGAAUCUCCCUUCAAGCUUACGGUACCUCGAUCUCUCCUCAAAUUCACUCUCCGGGGAAUUACCUGGUAACCUCUCCGACUUACCUGAUCUUCAACUCAUAAACCUCUCAUACAAUCUCUUCACUGGUGCUAUUCCGGAGAGAUAUGGAGCUUUACAGAAGCUUGAGUUCCUCUGGCUUGAUCAUAAUCAGUUGCAAGGGACGUUACCUUCGGCGAUUGCGAACUGUACUUCACUUGUUCAUUUUAGCGCUGACGGGAAUGAAAUCGGAGGUGUUAUUCCGGCGGGAAUAGGCUCGAUUCCUAAGAUACAAGUAAUCUCUCUCUCAAACAACAAUCUCACUGGUUUAAUUCCGGCGUCUAUUUUCUGUAACGUUUCGGUUUCUCAACCUUCUCUGAAGAACGUUCAGUUAGGGUUUAAUGCAUUCACAGAUAUUGUACCUCCUCCAUCUUCUAGCUGUUUUAGUGUUCUGCAAGUUUUGGAUCUUCAACAGAAUCAGAUUCACGGGGAUUUCCCUUUGUGGCUGACUAAUUUAUCCACAUUAACAGCUUUAGAUCUUUCUGGUAAUCAUUUGUCGGGUAAAAUUCCAAGUGAGAUCGGAAAUUUGAAACGAUUAGAGGAGCUGAAGUUGGCAAAUAAUUCGUUAACCGGAUUGUUUCCAAGUGAAAUCAAGCAAAUCAGUAACUUAAAAGUUCUAAAUCUCGAAGGGAAUUUGUUCUCCGGUGAAAUCCCCAAGUUUUUAAGCGAGAUGAGAGGGCUUAAAAUGCUACAUUUGGGUGGAAAUCGAUUCAAUGGCAGCAUUCCUUCAAGUUUUAGCAAUCUUUCACAGCUCGAAACACUUAGCUUGAGAGAUAAUUCACUCACCGGAACAUUGCCAGAAGAUCUCAUGUCAAUGAGCAAUCUCACAACCUUAAACCUCGCCGGAAACAAGUUUUCCGGUGAUAUUCCGGUGAGCAUUGGAAAUCUGAAAGCGAUAUCAGUUCUGAACUUGAGUGGGAAUGGAUUUUCAGGCAAGAUUCCGGGAAGCAUUGGGAGUCUCUACAAGCUCACCGCUCUUGAUUUGAGCAAACAGAAUCUCACCGGAGAGCUGCCGUUGGAUCUCUUUGGCUUACCCAGUCUCCAAGUAAUUGCUCUACAAGAAAAUAAAUUCUCCGGCGAUGUUCCCGAAGGUUUCAGCAGCUUAUUAGGUUUGCAUUACUUAAACCUCUCUUCAAAUCUCUUCUCCGGUCACAUCCCUUCAACUUUCAGCUUCCUCAAGUCUUUAUCCGUUCUCUCUUUGUCAAACAACAAUAUCUCCGGGAAGAUUCCACCGGAGCUUGGGAACAGUUCCGAUCUUCAGAUUCUCAAUCUGGGUUCAAAUACUUUGACUGGGUCAAUCCCUUAUGAUCUUUCACGCCUCUCCCAUUUAACCCAACUCGAUUUAAGCAACAACAAUCUCUCCGGUGAAAUCCCACAAGAAUUUUCCGGUAUCUCAUCCCUGAACUCAAUCCUUCUGAACUCCAACCAUCUUUCCGGCAACAUUCCGGCGACCUUCUCUUCUUUACCUAACCUCACUUCACUAGACCUCAGUUCAAACAACUUAACAGGUGAAAUCCCAACAAAUCUCACAGAAAUCCCAACCUUGAUUUAUCUCAAUCUCUCAAACAACAAUCUCCAAGGAAAAAUACCCGAAUCAUUAGCUUCAAGAUUCAACAACGAAUCCGAUUUUUCCGGUAACACUAAUUUAUGCGGGAAGCCAUUGAACAAAAAAUGCAAAGAUAAAAGCAGCAGCAGCCGGAAAAGACUGAUUCUUCUAAUCAUUGUGGCGGUCGCCGGAGCAUUUCUCAUGUCAAUCUGCUGUUGCUUCUACACCUACAGCCUCCUCCGGUGGCGGAAACGGAUCAAACAAAACUCAAAAUCCGGCGACAAAAAGCGUCCAAGCCCCCAUCGAAGCUCCGGGACACGAAGCUCCGGCGAAAAUGGCGGCCCGAAACUCGUCAUGUUCAACAACAAGAUCACCCUCGCCGAAACCCUAGAAGCCACUCGCCAAUUCGAUGAAGAAAACGUUUUAUCCCGAACGCGAUUCGGAUUAAUCUUCAAAGCAUGUUACAAUGAUGGAAUGGUGUUAUCGAUUCGAAGAUUACAAAACGGGGUCCUCGAAGAAAUCGCGUUUAAAAAAGAAGCCGAACUCCUCGGGAAAAUCCGUCACCGGAACCUAACCGUUCUUCGCGGGUACUACGCGGGCCCACCGGACCUCCGACUGCUGGUAUACGACUACAUGCCAAACGGAAACCUAGCUACACUGCUUCAAGAAGCAUCGCAUCAAGAUGGUCACGUUUUGAAUUGGCCAAUGAGACAUUUAAUCGCGCUCGGUAUCGCCCGGGGAUUAGGGUUUCUCCAUUCGACUGCAACCGUACACGGUGACAUAAAGCCGCAAAACGUCCUCUUCGAUGCGGAUUUCGAAGCGCACGUUUCCGAAUUCGGCCUCGCGGUCCUCGCCGGAGCGUCGUCGCCGGAAACCGCCGCGUCGGUCGGGUACGCGUCGCCGGAGGUGGUGUUGACCGGAGAAGUUACGCCGGAAUCGGAUGUUUAUAGUUUCGGGAUUGUGUUGUUGGAGUUGUUGACGGGGAAGAAACCGGUGAUGUUUACGCAAGAUGAGGAUAUUGUGAAAUGGGUUAAGAGGAUGUUACAAACAGGUCAAGUAUCAGAGCUUUUGGAACCCGGGUUACUUGAGUUGGACCCGGAGUCGUCCGAAUGGGAAGAGUUUUUGCUUGGUGUGAAGGUCGGGCUGCUGUGUACUGCGCCCGACCCUCAUGACCGCCCUACGAUGGCGGAUAUUGUUUUUAUGCUGGAAGGUUGUCGGGUCGGGCCAGAUAUUCCAUCGUCUGCUGACCCGACCAGUCAACCUUCACCGGCUUAAAAAUCUAACAUGUUAGAUAUGUGGAAUGCUAGAUUUUUAUUUUUAAUUUGAUUUUUGUUUGUUUGACAUUAAUUUUCAAUUGAUGUUUCCGAUUUGAUUGUAGUAAUGUAGUUCAGAAAUUCGAUGUUUUCAAUAUGUCAAUUUUGUUUAUGUA